AUGCUAAUGUCCUGCAGACCAGACAAAAAACCAACACACCCGCUUCACCCGCGCUCUGCCAUGACACCAGGCCUCACACACCCGAACCACACGGUGACGGAGGAGGUGAUGGAGGAGGUGAUGGAGGUGAUGGAGGAGGUGAUGGUGGAGGUGAUGGAGGAGGUGAUGGAGGAGGUGAUGGAGGAGGUGAUGGAGGAGGAGAUGGAGGAGGUGAUGGAGGAGGUGAUGGAGGAGGUGAUGGAGGAGGUGAUGGAGGAGGUGAUGAGGAGGUGA
This is a messenger RNA of Knipowitschia caucasica, 273 nucleotides long. NCBI's taxonomy places the organism in Eukaryota, Metazoa, Chordata, Actinopteri, Gobiiformes, Gobiidae. The record is from the annotation of a GenBank genome assembly.